Molecule: messenger RNA, 3769 nt
Organism: Hibiscus syriacus
Lineage: Eukaryota; Viridiplantae; Streptophyta; Magnoliopsida; Malvales; Malvaceae
Product: putative disease resistance protein RGA3
Exons: 4
Coding region: 139-3144 (1001 amino acids)
Biological process (GO): defense response to other organism
Molecular function (GO): ADP binding
Source: RefSeq, a predicted model, not a curated record
UUUAUCUUUCCAAGGAAGCAAAAACAGGAAAAGCAAAAACUCCAUUUCAUUUCAUUGCGAACCACUCGCGCACACGGUUUUUAGCUUCAUUAUCCAGAUUUUUUUAUCGAAAAGAAAUUCAGUCUGAAGAGAGAAACAAUGGCGAAAUCAAUUGUUUCAGCCGUUUUGGAGAAGUUGGGUUCCUUAAUAACGAUACCCGAUGAGAUAAAACAGAACAUUGAGUUGGCUCUGGCUCUUGAGGAAGAAAUCGGGAAGCUGUCUGUUCAUUUUCAAGAUAUUCAAUCAGUUCUUCAAGAUGCAGAAUCGAAACAGGUAAAGGAUGGUCAUGUGAGAUAUUGGUUGAAGAAACUCAAAGAUGCAGCUUAUGAUGUUGAAGAUGUGUUGGAUGAAUGGAAAUCUGCGAAACUGAAACCACAGCUUGAGAAAGAAGAAGAAGUCGGAAAUUUCCCCUUGUUCAAGAAGAUGCGCCGUUCUAUCUCUUCUCUUACCUUUCAAACUAUGCUACACUAUAAUAUUGCAUCGAAGAUAAAAAACAUAAAUCAACAACUUGAUUGUAUAGCUAAUGAAAAAGAUAGAUAUAAGUUUGGGUUAGAGAAGGACGUUGAAGAAUCCCAAAGGCUAGUAACUGCGUCUUUCAUAGAUGAAGAUGAAGUUUAUGGAAGGUUUGAAGAUACUACAAUUCUAGUGAAUAUGUUGGUUGGGGAGAAUAGUAGUGGAGGGUCAAGUCUCGAUGUCAUCUCUAUAGUAGGGAUGGGGGGGAUCGGGAAAACGACACUUGCUCAACUGGUUUAUAAUCACAAUGAUGUUGAAUGUCAUUUUGACAAGAGAAUAUGGAUUUGUGUCUCAGACCCUUUUGAUGAGAUAAGGAUUGCCAAAGAGAUACUUGAAGCAUUUAAAGGUGAAAGUCCAAAAUUAGUUGGAAAGGAUAACAUCUUGCUGGAAGUACGUAGCCAUGUUUUAGGGAAGAAAAUGCUCAUUGUGUUGGAUGAUGUGUGGACUGAAGAUGCAACAAAAUGGGGGCAAUUGAAAAAUUCCCUCAAGUAUUGCUCUCUUGGGAGUAGAAUUUUGGUAACUACUCGUAAGGAAAAAGUUGCUACUAUUAUGGGAACAAUGUCAUCAAACGUAUUUCUUUUACAUACUUUGUCUCAAGAGGAAUGUUGGUCAUUACUCAGACAUAGAGCAUUCUGUGGGAGGACAAGAGAGGAGAGUGAAAAUUUAGAAGAUAUCGGUUGGAAAAUUGCCAAAAAGUGCCAGGGCUUGCCGCUUGCUGCGAGCAUUCUUGGUGGUUUGCUGCGGUUCAAGAGAACUAGAGAACAGUGGCAGAGUAUCUUGGAUAGUGAAAUAUGGGACAUUGAAGAGGCUGAACGAGAUCUUUUCCCUCCCUUGUCUUUGAGUUAUUAUGAGUUACCUUUGGCUCUAAAGCAAUGCAUUUCAUAUUGUGCUGUCUUUUCAAAAGAUACAAUAUUAAGCAAAGAUGAAUUGAUCAAGUUGUGGAUGGCACAAGAUUACCUGAAGGGAGUGUGGGUUGAAGAGAUGGAGAUUGUCGGUGAGGAAUAUUUUGAUGAGCUAAAGAUGCGUUCCUUUUUUUAUGUUUUUAAAAGGGAUGAACUUGAUAGUGGUAUUGUGAAAUACAAAAUGCAUGAUUUGGUUCAUGAUUUUCUUCAAGUUCUAAUGGAAACGGAAUGUUUGAUGAUAGUAAGUGAUGGCUUUGAAAAGUUAAAAGUAGACUCGUCUUUUGAAAGGGUUCGCCAUGCAACAUUGAAACGUAGAGAAGCUACACCAAUGGAACCUAACAUUUACCAUUUCAAAAAGUUGCGUAGCCUUCUUGUUGACUCGAGCUAUCAUGAUACUUCCUCUCUAGGCCCAUAUUUGCCCAAGUUGUUUGAUCAAUUGACUUGUCUAAGGACAUUAAAUUUGAGUAACAGUUUGUUUGGAAAUUCAAUUGAAGAACUUCCUGAUGAAAUAGGAAAUAUGGUUCACUUGAGAUAUCUUAACUUGAAAAACAAUAGAAAAUUGAAAGAAUUACCUGAAUCGCUGUGCGAGUUGUGCAAUUUACAGACCUUAAACCUAAAAUGGUGUGAUAGUCUAAAAGAAUUACCGAGUGGAAUUGGAAAAAUAAUCAACUUGAGGCAUCUUGAGAAUGAGCGAACAGACUUGAGAUUGAUGGCAAUGCCAAAAGGAAUAGGAAGAUUAACAAACCUUCAGACACUAAGUGUGUUCGUGGUGACUGAUAACAAUAAUGCAUCUACUCUUGGAGAUCUUCAAAUGUUAAAGUAUCUUCGAGGGCAUCUUAAGAUUAGUGGGUUGGGAGCUGUGUGUGAUUUGACUGAAGCUAAGAAAGCAGAAAUUCGAGAAAAGGAAGGCCUACGCACUUUGAUACUGGAUUUUGCUAUUCCUAAGGGAUUGAUGUCAGAAAGGUUGCUGAGAACAAAUGAUGGGGACCUUCUUGAAGCUUUGGAACCACCUCCUUGCUUGGAAAAAUUGGAGAUAAGGUGCUACCGUGGCCGCACCAUAUACCCCUAUUGGAUGAUGGGUUUGACCAAUUUGAGCCAUGUUUCACUAGGUUCUUGCUUGCAUUUGAACUUUUUGCCUCCCUUGGGGAAAUUGCCGUCCCUUGAAUCACUCUAUAUAGGGGAAAUGAGAAGAGUGAAAGAAGUGGGAGUGGAAUUUUUGGGUGUAGAAAGAGAAGAGACAUCAGCACUGCCAUCAUCUUCUGAAUCACCUUCAUCAUCUAUUAUUGCCUUCCCUAAUUUAAAACAUCUUGAAUUCUUUGAUUUGAAAGAAUGGGAAUCUUGGAUGCCAUUGACAAUCAGAGAAGAAGAGCAUAUUAGUGUAAUGCCUCAGCUUCGUUCCCUAACUAUUGGUUCCUGCCCGAAGUUGAGGGAACUACCGUGCUACAUUCUUCAGAAUACUAGUCUAAGGCAAUUGGAUAUAAGUCAGAGUCCUAUUCUUUCAGGACGUUGCAGAAAGGAGACUGGAGAGGACUGGCUAAAAAUUUCUCACAUUCAUAGCAUCAUAAUCGACGGUCUAUGCACUCAAGUAAACAGCUCUUCUGUUGAAGAGUUUGGGGUAUUGCGAUUGCAACCAAUACACAGCUCUUCAUCAACUUUGGAAUUUUUCCUCGAAGCCUUCCGACAGAAUUGAUGGGAGAUAUGUAUGAACUAUAGUUAUCUUUAUGCCUUUUUUAUUGAAGGAGACACAAAGGGGCUUCUCCAAAAGAGAUGUUACAAUCAUGGUAUCAUAGCCUUGAUUUUGCCAGCCGUGGGUGUGGGAAGAGGUUUCCUUUAGGUACAUGCCAACUUUUUGACAAAAGGCGCUUUCAAUAUCAGUGAACUGGUGCUUCAGUAUGAAAUUUGGUCAAACCAGCGGUUAAACGGUUUUUGAAAAAGUGUCAUAGAGUUUCAGCUAGAUUGAGACUAAAAGAGCUGUUAGCUAAGCCUUCGAUCUUCUUUGCUUCAUGGGAUGAUGCCAUUGGAAAGAAGGAAGGUUACUAAAGCACGCUGCAUCUCUAGAUUUUGUGUGGUGCCAAUAAAGGUAAACGGGCAACAAAUCAUGGUUAUGGAAGGAAGGCAUUAUUUUUCAUCAUAUAUUGAUCCUGUGUCGAAAUUGGUCGUUACUUUGCGAGUCAUCCUUAUGAUCUGUAAAUCCUGUUGUGUAAUGUUCAUACUCUUGUGUAACAUAGCUUUUACCCUUGUGCAUAUUCAACGUUCAUAUCAAAAGCACUUAUAUAUUUAAUGAAUUGUACGACUCAUUUAUUCAUAAUUUUUCA